Molecule: messenger RNA, 1857 nt
Organism: Salvia miltiorrhiza (redroot sage)
Lineage: Eukaryota; Viridiplantae; Streptophyta; Magnoliopsida; Lamiales; Lamiaceae
Product: E3 ubiquitin-protein ligase HAKAI homolog
Exons: 5
Coding region: 293-1654 (453 amino acids)
Biological process (GO): protein ubiquitination; regulation of cell adhesion
Molecular function (GO): ubiquitin protein ligase activity
Source: RefSeq, a predicted model, not a curated record
UAUCGUUUUAGGGCUAGAAAUCCUAAUAUCAGAUCCCUUCCCUUUUCCAAAAAUCAGACGAUUUCUCGAAUUCUAUCACGCUAACUUCGAUCAAUACACUGAUUUUAGUAUUAGAUUUUUCUGUGAGCGGUUUCGAAAGCUCAGCUGUAAUGUCGUAUAUUCACCGAUUCGAAAAUCAAUAAGUUCUGAAUUGUGACCUAUGCAUACCGCUGGAUCUUUGCAGAAAUAGAAUCAGGCAGUGGUUGUUUUCCGAGUUGGAAGUCUAAAUUGUACACACACACACACUAGUAAGAUGCUGCAGAUUCGGCUUAGCAAGCCAGCUAGUGAAACUGGUGCAACUGCAAAACCUGUGCCUGUGGAGACCGUCACAGUUGCUUGCCCCGAUCAUCUUGUGUUAGCUGAUCUUCCUGUGGCGAAGGGUCUGGGUACAGCAUCUGCAACUGCUGUUAUCAAGUCUGUUGGACGACGCUCCCGUCGCCAGCUUGGCGAGCGUGUUCAUUUCUGUGUUCGAUGCGACUUUCCCGUCGCUAUUUAUGGGCGUCUGAGCCCAUGUGAGCAUGCCUUCUGUUUGGACUGUGCCAGGAGCCAUUCUCUUUGUUAUCUCUGUGAUGAACGCAUUCAGAAGAUCCAGACGAUUAAAAUGAUGGAAGGAAUCUUUAUAUGUGCAGCCCCUCAUUGUCUCAAGUCCUUCUUAAAGAAGAGUGAAUUUGAGUUGCAUAUUAAUGAGGUCCAUGCUGACCUUCUUCACCCAAAUAAGGAAAAAGAAGGGAAUGAAUCAGAAGCGAUGAGUGCUAGGAAACCUUCAGCCUCUGAUACCACAGUUCAAGCACCCCUGCGGCCGGUUUUUUCUCCACAUUCAAGUUCUCAAGUUCAUGAUCGUGAAGACAAAGCCCAGUUGCCUCAAUCCAGGGAACAACCACCGACGAGACCUGCUGUACAGACUAGGCCAACGCCACCUUUUCCCGGACAAACUCCAGAUCAUCCACCAGAGCACCCUGAUAGUAUUCCAUCACAUCCCUUUGAUAGAGCUACUUCUCAGAACCACUUUCCUCAGCAAACUUUUGAAGUCCAUGGGCAGGGUGGUGGUCGACAAGAUUCAGUUAACCCGAAUUCAGUUCCAGCUCCACCUCAAUAUGGUUAUCCUCCUUAUGCAGCUGAUGGAAUGCAACAGUACUUUGGUGCACCAUAUGGAAUGGCAAGACCAGAUUCUACACCAGAAGGUGGACCGGGACAGGGCUCAUUGCUAGGUUUCCCCCCGGGUCCUGCCGGACCCAUGAAUUUUCCACAAAAUUAUCCACAGUGGAAUGCAGUGCCCGGUUCUGUGCCUUUGGAACCUCCUAUGGUAUCUCAAGGGUCUUCGGAUGGCUUCAUGAAUGUCGAUCCUCAAGGAAGGGGAUUCUUUCAGAACGAUUAUGGACAGAAUGCUGGGAAUAAGAGUUUGGAACAACAGAGGCAGAGUGGGAAUUUUGUGGACCCAAGGGAUGGUAAAGGAAUAUUGGCGGCCCAACCGCUCCAUCUUCCUCCACCACCUCCGAUACCUCCUCCUCACCUGCAACGGGGCAGGUCGUACUCUGGUGAUGGGAAUCAUGAUGGACCACCGGGGUUCAGCUGGCCGGCUGAGAGGCGAGAUGGCUUCGGAGGUGUCCAGGACUAGGCUUAAUCUUUUGCAGCCUGCUGGGUGCAAAACUCGAUCUUUUGCUCAUGUUUGGAAGCUGUAAAUUCUCUAAUGUGUCAAGUGAUUUUUGAAAUGCUAGCUCAAAUAUGUGAACUGCGUAGCCGAGUCAAAUACUAACAUUUUGUAUAAUUUGUAAUUUGGGACAUCUUUUGAGGUAAUACUAAUAUUUGAGUUUUCUUAAA